Ruditapes philippinarum (Manila clam) is the source of this 1540-nucleotide messenger RNA. Its product is annotated as tenascin-R-like. Bases 155 to 1405 code for a protein of 416 amino acids. The record is from RefSeq and is a predicted model, not a curated record. The transcript has a single exon. Lineage: Eukaryota; Metazoa; Mollusca; Bivalvia; Venerida; Veneridae.
UUCGAAAGAAUAGUGAAAGAACGUGAACAUUUAUUUUUUUUAAAAUAUUGCUUAGAUUGAUUCAAGUUUGAAAUUAAUGGUAACAGAUAAAUAUCAUAUAUUAGCUGCAAGAACUUUGAUAACAAAAAGGAUAAUUGCAUAAUUGUACAGAACUAUGCAGUUGUUUAGGAAAGUAACAGUUCUUCUUCUUGGUGUAUAUUUAAUUAGUUGUGCAAGUUCAACAAAAGAUCUUGAUCGUUUGAAGGCAAGAGUCAAACAUUUAGAAACAAGACUGAACUCCGAAUCUAAAUUCAGAGACGAAGAUUUUGCUGAAAUAACAGAACGACUUGACGACAUAGAUAAAGUGUUAAAUGCGACCAUUGGAAAAGAACAGAUCAUUCCUUCGAUGGUGAAUAAAGCUAGUAAUAUUGACUUUGAAACAGUGUAUGCAUUGAAAGAGGAUUUCACGAGACUUAGGACUGCCUUUACCGAGGAAAAGUCUGAGACUGUAAGGUUUCGACGGGAAAUUCCGAAGAUUCAAAGCAAUUUGAUAUCCCUUAAUGAAAAUGUUAACACUUAUUGCAAAGUAUCUUUAAAUAAUACUGAUCAAUUAUUAACAAGCUUUGAAACUGUCAAACAGGUGGCUGUAGAAAAUAUAUUAACAUCUGAAAACGACCGUAAAAUGUUACAAAUUAUGGCUGAACAGGUACAACUAAACACUUACAAUGAUAAUGAAAUGGCUAAAGAAAUUAAAAACAUUAAAACACUUGUAACUAAUUUAUUCUCGCACAUCGACUCCUUACAUUUGGGUAAUUCCUGUCGCUCGAUAAGUCAUAUGAGUAAAAUCGAAAAUGGAAUAUACAAAUUGGAAAAGGGGUUUCAAGUGUACUGUGACCAAACUACAGACAGCGGGGGCUGGAUAGUAUUUCAAAGAAGACUGAAUGGUAAAACAGAUUUUUAUCGCAACUGGGCUGAGUAUAAGAACGGCUUUGGUGAUCUAGAUGAUGAGUUCUGGCUUGGCAAUGAUCAUUUGAGUCUACUGACAUCAGAUGGAGAACACGAACUCCGGGUAGAGAUAGAAGAUUUUGAGGGAAACAGUGCAUAUGCUAAGUACAGUAAGUUCAAGAUAUAUCCGGAAGAAGACAAUUACAAACUGGAGGUGAGCGGAUACAGCGGAACUGCUGGAGAUUCUCUUGCCUAUAAUAAUGGAAUGAUGUUCACAACGUAUGACAGAGAUCAAGAUACAAACCCGAACAAUUGUGCGAAAACAUAUCAUGGUGCGUGGUGGUAUAAUAAUUGCCACGAUUCAAAUCUCAAUGGACGGUAUUAUAACCAGUCUUGCAAAAAAGAUGCUACUGGAAUUACCUGGUAUCGUUGGAAGAAGAAUUACAUAUGUUUGAAAAAAGUAGAAAUGAAAUUCCGUUAACUUGAUAAACAGGGUAUUAUCACCCUUAUAAAACUGAUAAAUUAAUACAUGUGUAUUUCUUUCGAUAUGUAAAAUUAAAAAAAAAAACAUGUUUACUGCGACAGCUGAUCAAGAAAUAUAAUGUGAACACGCAUA